AUUGAAAAUACGAACGCUGACUUUUUUCUCCUAAAGUGAAAUAAGUGAAGACGCGUAGGAAUAAUUAAAAAAAAACGGGUCUAAUUUACCGUAGAUAAAAGUGUGAAGUGUUUUUUUUUAAAUUGUAAUAGAGACUCAAAGUAAGUAUUAAUAAAUAAUGACGUUGAAGGAACAUUUAACAAACGGACUGUCCAAUCCAUCUGAGCCUCAUUCGAAGCUGUUUUUGAUGAACGAUAGUUCUAGAAGGGAGUCGAUCAGCGGUAGUGUGAUGGACGGGCUGACAAUAGAGUCGAGUAAAGCAACUUACACCGUGUACAAAAUAAGGUGGCUGAUAUUGACAUUGUUCGUAUUGUAUUCAGCUUCGAAUUCGUUCCAAUGGACGCAGUACGCGAUAAUCGAGGACACGGUACUGUCUUAUUACGGCGUCAGUAGCGCCGUCGUGUCUUGGACCUCAAUGGUGUACAUGAUCACGUACGUGCCCCUGAUAUUCCCUGGAAGCUGGCUGCUGGACAAGACGGGUCUGCGGGUGACAACGAUACUUGGUGCGUUCGGUACCUGCGCCGGAGCAUGGCUGAAGGUGUUCUCCGUGCCCCAAGACAUGUUCUGGUUGGGCUUCGUGGGUCAGACGGUGGUGGCCAUCUCGCAGGUGUUCAUCCUAAACGUACCACCGCGGCUGGCGGCCGUGUGGUUUGGGGCCGAUCAAGUGUCGUCCGCUUGCAGUAUCGGCGUUUUCGGUAAUCAGUUAGGCGUUGCUCUCGGAUUUUUGCUGCCUCCGAUGCUGGUCAAAUCGACCGGUACUAUGGAAGAGAUCGGUCAUGAUUUCCAGCUCAUGUUCUACCUGGUCGCCGGCUUCACCAGCGUCCUUUUCGUCUUCAUACUGCUAUUCUUCAAAGCGGCACCGCCAACCCCGCCAUCAGCGGCUGCUGAUCUUGGCUCAACUAUCGAUUCUAACUUCUUGCAAUCGAUCAAGACGCUACUAAUGAACAGAAACUACGUGUUGCUGCUUAUCUCGUAUGGCCUGAACGUCGGUACAUUCUAUGCUAUCUCGACUCUGCUCAAUCGAGUCAUCCUGACUUAUUAUCCGGGCGCUAGUGAAGACGCUGGACGAAUUGGGCUGGUAAUCGUGGUCGCGGGUAUGGCCGGCUCCGUCGUUUGUGGUCUGAUCCUCGACAAGACGCAUCGGUUCAAGGAGACAACCCUGGCGGUUUACACGUCCUCUGUCAUCGGCAUGAUCAUAUUUACCUUCACAUUGGAUUGCGGAUUGAUCGGCGUGGUUUACUUGAGCAGCAUAAUACUUGGAUUCUUCAUGACCGGCUACUUGCCUGUUGGCUUCGAGUUCGCUUCCGAAGUGACGUAUCCUGAACCAGAAGGGACUACCUCCGGAAUACUGAACGCUGUUGUACAGGUGUUCGGCAUACUGACGACGCUGCUGUACGGCUGGAUGCUGGACGAGGUCGGCGACCGCUGGGCCAACCUCACGCUGUGCGCGCUGCUGGCGCUCGGCGCCGCCGUCACCGCCGCCAUCCGCUCCGACCUGCGGCGCCAGGCGGCACAGAACAAGGCCUGAACGAGGCCCCCACGUGCGAUCAAACGCGAUCUGUUUUAAGCGCCAUUUUGGAACGCAAGUCAAUAAUUUCGUUAUUAAAUUUCCUUGAAAGACGAGACCUAAGGCAUAUAUUGCUUUCAACUAAAGAGGUUGGCUCAUGGGGCCUACAGACAACCUUAAAAUCAAUUGCGAUUGCGACAGUGGUGGGGAGGACCCUAAGGCUCCCCGCGCACUAGGAAACCUGGCUGCGGCAACCGUAAUAUUUGAGCAGCCAGUCAUAUUAGCCAAUCGACGCCAAUUUAUGAUCUUUUCGUCGAGCGAUUCGGAUUUUAUCUCGUAAAAAACGCAAAGCAAAGAAAAUACACUGGAUUCAUUCUCUUUUUUUCCAAAACAACAUUCAAAAGGCUUAUUCUAUAACUAUUUUAAAUAUGUUCAUACAUAUCCAAACCGGUAUUUUUUUAAAUACAAGAGAUUGUACAAGCAUACUGUGUCAUACCUAUGACUAACAUUUGGCAAACAAAUAUGCAUUGGCUGCUACAGCAAGUGCGCGGGGACUGACGGCAGCCACUUACAUUCGCCGACACUCGCUCUGGCUGCGCGCGGCCAAGAGUUCCGGGCUGCUUAUGUGCACUGGCUCCCAUACAACGCCAUAUAUUCAUCUGGCUGCCGUAACCAGGCUGCCUAGUGCGCGGCGAGUCUAAAUCACCUCGUGUAUAGGCAAAUCGUAACCCGAUUUUUAUUAUUUACCCUAAACUCGCUUCGGACGAGCUCACGAUUUAGGGACGAUUAUCCCCACCACCGCUGUCCCGAUAUCGCCACUGAUUUUAUGGUCGUAUGUAGACCGCUUAAGAUAACGGUUAUAUUGAUACGCUUCACGUUUGGAAUAAUUUAAAAAGAAUAUUACAGAUACCUUAAAUUAUAACCUCGAAAAGUAUUUUGGCCCAAAUUGGUUAUUUGUAAUUUCUGAACUGCAAAGGGUUACACUGUUAAUAUACUAAAUGACGCUGAAAACAAAUAAGCUUUCGCCUGUUAAUAUUAUGAUCACCCUACCUAUACGAGGGAACCUAAGCAGUAUUCUAGUUUGUUCUUCGAUCGUAAUGUUGCCUGUUGUGAAAAAUGAACUAGGCAUUUAGUGAUAUUAAUAUAGCUUCGUCAACAGACAGAGUUCUUAUAUUCUUCUGUGAUGUACCAUGCCGUGGUGACGACACGGACACUGUAGGCCCAAUAGAACAUAAUAUGUAUAAAAAAGUUUGGAGACAUUUUAAUGAAACGAUUUCAUAAUUAUUACAAGUUUUACUUGAAAUAUUCCCUUGAAAAGCCUUGUAGGUUAAUAAGGUUGAUGUUUGCCUACGUAUGCCGCUAGGGGCGCUGUUCCAACAGCAUACAAAUUCGAGUUAACUUUUACGCUAUCGAGAACGUUAAAAAACUCGCACUAAGCAGACAGACGUUCUGGUUAAGAAGCGGGAUUGAUUAUUAUUGGUUUUAACCAUCCGCGCACCAACACGCAAAACGUUUCUCCGGAAGAAAUAAUAAUAUUAUAUUUAAAACAAAAUCAGAGAAAUACUUUUUACUGGUGGUAGGACCUCUUGUGAGUUCGCACGGGUAGGUACCACCGC
Messenger RNA from Bombyx mandarina (wild silkworm), 3162 nucleotides. RefSeq names its product Histamine transporter (gene HisT). NCBI's taxonomy places the organism in Eukaryota, Metazoa, Arthropoda, Insecta, Lepidoptera, Bombycidae. Gene Ontology annotation, cellular component: membrane. The record is from RefSeq and is a predicted model, not a curated record. Gene Ontology annotation, molecular function: heme transmembrane transporter activity; heme binding. Gene Ontology annotation, biological process: heme export; transmembrane transport.